AGGAGUGAUAAUAUACUAAACUCACACAAACUACACGAAUUCUAGAAUUCGAAUCCAGAACUUUAUCUGAAAGAGCAAUUGCUCCAAAUCAUUAGUGUCCUUUGCUUCUCCUCCCCUCUAUUUAUUUUGUCUUUUCAAAUCUGUUCUUUUUUUUUGUCAACAUCAAUUAAAUCUGAUUGAGCACCUACUUUACAUAAAAUGACAUGCUAUAAUAAAUACCCACAGAGUUUGCUAAGUACCACUUGUAUGUAUGCGAGUGCACUUAGAAUAUACUCAAAAUUGAACCUCAAACAUUCAACAAUUUGUUAUGGAUACCUCUGGCUCUGCACCACCAUUAAGGAUUCAAAAUGACCAUGAAGACAGAGAGCAGAAUCUCAUCUGCCAAGAAGAACCUUCCAGUUCCAGAGGUGGCUGGGGUGCUGCUAUUUUCAUAAUCUUUGUUGAGGUGGCAGAGAGAUUUGCUUACUAUGGUAUGGCUGGUAACCUCAUCACAUACCUCACAAAUGAACUCCAUGAGCCAGUCCCCAUGGCUGCAAAAAAUGUCAAUACUUGGGUUGGAGUGUCAUCUCUCCUCCCAAUACUUGGAGCCUUCAUAGCUGAUGCGUUUCUUGGUAGAUUCAACACCAUCCUUGUCUCCUCCAUCAUUUAUUUACUGGCAAUGGUAUUGCUAACCAUAACAGUUUCAGUAAUUCCUCUGCAUUAUCAGAAGGCAAUGUUCUUUGUAGCACUUUACAUGCUGUCAAUUGGACUAGCUGGGCACAAACCAUGUGUGCAAACCUUUGCAGCAGACCAGUUUCGUGAAGACUCACCGGAGGAGAAAAAGGCCAAGAGCUCAUUCUUCAACUGGUGGUACUUGGGGAUCACAGUUGGUGCCUCUGCUGCCAUUUUAGUAGUCAUAUAUGUGCAGGAUAAUGUUGGAUGGGCGGCAGGGUUUGGCAUAUUGACAGGGGCAAUAGCGGUAGCUUUGGCUGUGUUUCUGUUUGGUUACAAGAAAUACAGAAAGCAGGGACCCUUAGGCAGCCCCUUCACCACGGUGGCUCAGGUGUUUGUGGCGGCGGCGAGGAAGCGGCACAUCAAUGGAACAUCCGCUGGUUUUGGUGUGUAUUCUAGAGAUGACAAGGAUCAGCAUGAGACUAGGAGGCUUUUGGCACAGACCAGUCAAUUGAGAUGCUUGGACAAGGCAAUUAUCAUCGACCAUCUUGAUGCUUCAAGCAAGAACAGAAAUCCGUGGAGAUUAUGCUCACUAAAUCAAGUAGAACAAGUAAAGCUAGUCCUACGGCUCAUUCCCGUAUGGAUGUGUUGCUUAUUGUUUGCAGUAGUCCAAUCCUUUGUUCAGACGCUCUUCACCAAGCAAGGAAGCACGAUGGUCCGGUCAAUUGGUCCAAACUUUAAGCUUCCCCAGGCAUCACUCCAAAUAUUCCUUGGCCUCACAAUUGCAGUUGCAAUUCCAAUCUAUGACCGUGUUUUCGUCCCAACAGCCCGAAAAUUCACGGGACACCCCUCUGGCAUCACCAUCCUACAAAGAAUUGGCAUUGGCCUAUUUCUAUCCAUAAUCAGUAUGAUGGUGGCAGCUUUGGUAGAAGCCAAAAGGGUUGGCAUUGUUAGAGACCAAAACCUCUUGGACAACCUGAAAGCAAUAGUGCCAAUGAAAGUGUGGUGGUUAAUUCCACAGUACAUGGUAUGUGGUUUGUCUGAUGUAUUCACAAUUGUUGGGCUCCAAGAAUUCUUCUAUGAUCAAACACCGGAGGCAAUGAGAAGCAUGGGAGCAGCAGCAUACCUCAGUGUGGUAGGUGUUGGAAACUUCAUAUGCACUGCUAUAAUAACUUUGGUACAAGCAAUUAGCUCGAAGUCUGGUGAAAAGUGGCUUACUGACAAUCUCAAUCGUGCCCACCUAGAUUACUUCUAUUGGCUAAUUGCAGCAUUGAGCACUUUAAAUUUGUGUGUUUAUGUGUGGAUUGCUAAAGGUUUCGUAUACAAAAAACUUGAAGCUGAAGAAACCAGUAAGGAGAAAGAGCUGGCUUAAUGCGGAUGAUCAAGAAGUGAAGCUUGUUGGCCUAUAUUGCAGUUGAGUACCUUAUAUAUAAGGUAUUUUCAUCGAGAAAGUGGUAUAGGAAGCGUGUUUCGGUCCAUUCUGUAUUUUAAUACUAGGCUCCAUUUGGAUGGUGGUAUUUGAAAGAAAUGACUUAGAUUUGACAACAAAGCUAAACUUGCUAAAGAAAAACUAGAGAAAACAUUGGAUUGAAAGUAUUUGAAAUAACUAGAUGUGGUACAUUCGGAAUGAAUGUAUUUGACAAAUCAGUCAGAAUAUCUGACUUCUGUUUCGUAUACUCACUAUAAGCUUAUUGUCAAGUUGCUACACUGCUGAGGAAGUGACCCCAAGUACACAAUAUGGACCUUUCUUUCUUCAUCAAUCGCUUUGCACAAUAAGCUUAUAGUGAGUAUGAGAACGGAGAAACCAUAAGAAAAUAGGAGAGCUCCAUGCCUAGCCCUUGUUCACUGCUCAUUACUUCAGUGGUGAAGAAUACUUUACACUAGGACUUCAGGACACAAAAAUUCAUUUCCAUUAAGCAUCCAGAUUUGCUUCUCUGGAAUUACAGAUUGUGUUAUCAGGGAUUCAUUGUUACAACAAGCAUCCAGAUUUCCUUUCCUUCCUGUGGAUUCUCUUUAAAAGACUCUGACAGUUCUUUUCCUGUAGGG
Molecule: messenger RNA, 2697 nt
Organism: Prunus avium (sweet cherry)
Lineage: Eukaryota; Viridiplantae; Streptophyta; Magnoliopsida; Rosales; Rosaceae
Product: protein NRT1/ PTR FAMILY 5.4-like
Biological process (GO): transmembrane transport; dipeptide transport
Cellular component (GO): membrane
Molecular function (GO): tripeptide transmembrane transporter activity; dipeptide transmembrane transporter activity
Source: RefSeq, a predicted model, not a curated record